AUGAACGUUGAUAUCUAAAAAGGUAGAGAAAGACCUGUUAGAAGAAACGGUUUAGUUAAUGGUCUUAACCCCUAUCAAACUAUAAGCUGGGUUUAUACUCUAGCUGAUAUUAUUAUUGCUUACAUAUUUUCAUUUUUAAUUCAGGAACCUGGAAUUCAUGUAUAGUUAUUCUUAUUCAGGAACUUUUGCUUAUCCUAUUAACUAUUAUUGUUACUGCCAUUUUUUACAGUUGUUUCAAAGCUACUUUGAUUGAUCCAACAGAUCCUAUUGUGAAACAAGAGAUAAAAUGCAAGUAAAAAGGGUAAUCAUAUCGAUUAUACUAUAGUAAAGAAUUUCAAACCGAAAUUAAAUCAUAUUGUCUAGUUUGUUAAGCUCAUGUCUAAGAUAAAACUAAACAUUGUUGGAGCUGCAACAAGUAAUUUGAAACUUUUAUUAGAUGUGUAUCACUAUUUGAUCAUCAUUGUAUAUGGCUUAACAAUUGCGUUGGGGAUUAAAACUAUUCAUAUUUUUUCGUUUUAGUUAUUUCCUUGGUGACAUUCAAAAUUUUCAAACUAGUUUUAGAUGCGAAUUUAUUAUACAAUGCAGUUGAUCUACAAAUACUAGUUUAUAUUUGUAUAGUAAUUGAUCCACCAGUUCUAAUAAUUCUAAUAUAUUUAUUGUCAAUGCACUUAUAUUUUAAGUUUAUGAUAUAUUUGAUAUUUUAGGUAUAAACAAAUAACAACAUAUGAAUACAUUAAAUCAAAGUAGGAAAAGAAAUAAUAAACUAAUUAACCAUAGCAUCCAUAGAAUCAAUAGUAGAAACAGAAUUAAAAUGAAAGCGGAACAGGAUAUGGUUAAUUAUUAUCAACUUCAAAAAGAUUUGAUCUAAAAUCAUAAUUGUCUCUAAAAACUGCAGAUUCUAAAACAAGUAAGCAGAAUUAUUUUUCAAACAAAUAAGAUGAGGAUAAAAGGAAUCCUUAAUAAUCUCCAUCUUAACCUUAAUUUACCCAGAUUCCAAGUUUAUUCACUUCAAAGCCAACAACUCCAGGAAAUGAUUAGGAUAGGAAGUAUAGUAUACAAUAAUAGAUUCCUUAAUCUUAGGCAAAAGAUCUGGAUGAGAUAAAGGAUAGGUAGAUUUACAAUUAAGUGAUUGCAGAAGAUUCAGAACCUCAAAUGAAUGAAAGUUCAGAUGAUUAGGAUGGUAAUCUUAGCAAUAAUGAGAAUCAUUGCCCAAAAAAUGUCUCUUAAAUAGAUGAAUUAGCAAAUCAAUCAAUAUCAGCGGAGAUCGAAUAAAAGAUGGUAGAAGAAAAACAGAAAGAAGUGAAUAAGGAAAUAGAGAGUAAAUCUAUGGAUUAGGAUAUAGUUAGUGUUUCGAAUUAAUAAUCAUUACAUGCAUAAUAACCUCCUUCUCCUCAAAAUUGCUAUACAUUCUAAAUAGAUUUAAAUUCUGAUUAAUAGAAGGUUAUUAUAUCUCCAUCUUGUAAGAGAAAUAGUUAACAUCUAAUUGCUGAUAAUUGUACUGAAUGA
Molecule: messenger RNA, 1506 nt
Organism: Paramecium octaurelia
Lineage: Eukaryota; Ciliophora; Oligohymenophorea; Peniculida; Parameciidae
Source: the annotation of a GenBank genome assembly